AUGCCUGCCUCAUUCUCAUCUAGCGAGCGCUCUGGCUCGGUCAAGUCACACCACAGCCCCAAGACUUCACUACAGAGCAAGGCCGACCCCAACAUGGCCCUAUAUGAAGAGCAACCCACUGCUGUGAAUACCCAGCCAGGAACCCACAAUCAAUUCUCCCUCAGAAGCAUCCAGCACAAGGAUCGCGAGGGUAAAAUCAUCACCGACCCCGAUCUCUCCAACCCCACCAGAAGUCGUCUCGAGCGUCCCCUAGACACAAUUCGGUCAUUCGAUGCAGCAAUUGACGCCCACCGAAAACAAAACAGGAUGUGA
Messenger RNA from Penicillium antarcticum, 312 nucleotides. RefSeq names its product DUF2406 domain-containing protein. The record is from RefSeq and is a predicted model, not a curated record. The transcript is spliced from 3 exons. Lineage: Eukaryota; Fungi; Ascomycota; Eurotiomycetes; Eurotiales; Aspergillaceae. The coding region runs from base 1 to 312 and encodes 103 amino acids.